AUGGCUGGCAUUUUGUCCAGGCACACCAGCCCAUGGCACCGGCAGCAGCAGAACACAUCCGUUAACCCACUAUUUGGGACUAUCUAUAACAGCAUCUACCUGGUGGCCAAGUCCAUCCACAAUGUCAGGAAGGCAGGAGAGCUGCUGUCAGGAGUCAACCUGGCGUACUUCACAAAGAACACAAACUUCACCGGCUUCAACCAGAGGAUCACGGUGGACGCUGCUGGGGACGUUCUGACCAAGUACGUCAUCCUGGACUCUAACGGCAUUGGGAGCCAGCUCUACCAGACCUUUCUUUUGGACCUUAAGACCAGAGUGCUUAGUUUUGCUGGCAAUUCCAUUCAUUAUCCUGGAGGAUAUCCUCCGCCAUCUGAUUCAAACUGCUGGUUUGACAAAAACGCACUCUGCACUGGAGGUGUGGAGGUCACCUACAUCAUAGUGGUGUUUGCUGUCAUCUUGUCUUUGGCUGUUGGAGGGCUCCUUAUUGGUCUUUACAUCAGGAGGAGACUCCAACAAAUCCGACUGCUCAAAGGUCCUAAUCGGAUACUCCUGACUUUAGAAGAUCUCACGUUUAUCGAUCCUCAGCCAAGCAACAAGAAACUUAAUUUAGAAGAUCUAGGCGACUCAAAGAGUGCUAUAGAGGAGAAAUCUGGAGACCGCUCACACUCUGUAAACAGCUUACAGACAACCACUCAUGAGACCACCAAUGUAGCCGUGUACGAGGGCGACUGGGUGUGGCUGAGGAAAUUUAAGAAGGGUCAGUUCAAAGAAGUGAAGCAGAGCACCACUAGGAUUUUCACAAAGAUGAAAGACCUGAGAAACGAGAACGUGAAUCCGUUCCUUGGCUUCUUCCUGGACUGCUCUAUGUUUGCGGUGGUGACGGAGCACUGCUCCCGGGGCAGUCUGCAGGACCUGCUGAGAAAAGAGGAUGUCAAAUUAGACUGGAUGUUCAAGUCCUCGCUUUUGCUCGACCUCAUCAAGGGUAUGAAAUACCUUCACCACAAAGAAUUCCCCCAUGGCAGACUUAAAUCUCGUAACUGUGUGGUGGACGGGCGUUUUGUCCUGAAGAUUACUGACCAUGGCUUCAAUGAGCUGCUGGAUGCUCAAAAAGCUCCUUUAGAAGAACCUCCACCUGAAGAGUUAUUUUGGACAGCUCCAGAGUUCUUAAGGGACACUGCGAACUCACGCAAAGGCACCUACAAAGGAGACGUGUACAGCUUCUCCAUCAUCCUUCAGGAGGUGGUGGUCAGAGGGCUUCCAUACUGCAUGCUGGGUCUGACACCCGAGGAGAUCAUCCGUAAGGUGAAGAAGCCCCCGCCCAUGUGCCGUCCCACUGUGGCCCCGGACCAGGCUCCUCUGGAGUGUAUCCAGCUGAUGAAGCAGUGCUGGAGCGAAAUGCCAGAGCGCCGACCAUCAUUUCAUGAGAUCUUUGACAGGUUCAAGAUAAUCAACAAGGGGAAGAAGACAAACAUAAUUGACUCCAUGCUGCGGAUGCUGGAGCAGUACAGCUCCAACCUGGAGGAUCUCAUCAGAGAGAGAACAGAAGAGCUGGAGGCGGAAAAACAAAGAACAGAAAAACUGCUGUCCGAGAUGCUGCCACCAUCUGUUGCCGAGGCCCUGAAGACCGGAGCCACAGUGGAGCCAGAGUACUUCGACCAGGUGACGAUCUACUUCAGCGACAUCGUAGGUUUCACCACCAUCUCCUCGCUCAGUGAUCCCAUCGAGGUGGUUGACCUUCUGAAUGACCUCUACUCUCUGUUUGACGCCGUGCUCAGCAACCAUGAUGUCUACAAGGUGGAGACCAUUGGGGAUGCUUACAUGGUAGCAUCUGGUUUGCCCAAAAGAAAUGGCAACAAGCACGCUGCUGAGAUUGCCAACAUGUCCCUGAACAUUCUCAGCUCGGUGGGAACCUUCCACAUGCGGCACAUGCCAAACGUGCCCGUCAGGAUACGCAUAGGCAUCCAUUCAGGGCCCUGUGUUGCUGGAGUGGUCGGUCUGACGAUGCCUCGGUACUGCCUUUUUGGAGACACCGUCAACACUGCGUCCCGUAUGGAAUCCACUGGGCUGCCUUAUAGAAUCCAUGUUAACGUGAACACUGUGAAAAUCCUCCAUUCUCUAAAUGAAGGUUAUAAAAUAGAUGUGAGAGGCAAGACAGAGCUGAAGGGUAAAGGUAUUGAAGAGACAUACUGGCUUGUAGGGAAAACAAACUUUACAAAGCCUUUGCCAAGUCCGCCAGAGAUCAAACCGGGGGAAGACAGCCACGGUCUGAACCCUGAGGAUAUAGCUGAGUACAAGAGAAAGAAAGCUGAGAAAAAGGCUUGACUCUCUCGGUCCAAAAACAGGAGGGACAACUGGCAGGAAAUGGUGACUGAGGAGAUCAAGACUCUUUUUCGCGAGGCCAACAGGCAGGUGGAUAAA
Notothenia coriiceps (black rockcod) is the source of this 2418-nucleotide messenger RNA. RefSeq names its product guanylate cyclase 2F, retinal (gene gucy2f). Gene Ontology annotation, cellular component: plasma membrane. The transcript has 18 exons. Gene Ontology annotation, biological process: protein phosphorylation; intracellular signal transduction; cGMP biosynthetic process. Gene Ontology annotation, molecular function: ATP binding; protein kinase activity; peptide receptor activity. The record is from RefSeq and is a predicted model, not a curated record. The coding region runs from base 1 to 2322 and encodes 773 amino acids. NCBI's taxonomy places the organism in Eukaryota, Metazoa, Chordata, Actinopteri, Perciformes, Nototheniidae.